UACCACGGAAGUUGUUUGAUAUACGAACCUCACCUUCGCUCAUAUGUGUGCAAAUAAAUAUAUGUAGAUUGGAGAGAGAGAGAGAGAGAGAGAGAGAGAGAGAGAGAGAGAGAAAAGGAAAGCUACUGAAGAGAGAGAAGAAGAAGAAGAAGCUGGAGCCAUUCAGAAAGCGAAGCUCAUGAGAGAAGAAUCCUAAGUACUAAAGAUUGAAUCUUUUUCGUCUCUGUGUGCUAGUGAGUGUGUGUUUUUGUGCGCAAGAGAGAGAGAGAGAGAUGGGAAUGGGAUUCACAGCCAAGAGCAAAGGCAGCAGCGGCGGCGGCGAUGGGUGGGGAACGGGAUUCCUCUUAGUUUUCUUCCCUGAGGAAGACCAUAACCACCAUCAACACCAAACCAGCACCAAAAAGCCCAACAAUUUCAAUCUCUCAUCUUCACCUCUCAUGCGUACAAAUUCAACCAAUCUCCUCCACAAAGCCCAAUCCACAAUCUCCAUUUGCUUGCUCCUCCUCUUCACCACCCUUCUCCUCUUCACACUCUCCACUCUGCCCUCCUCCCCCCCCGCCGCCCGCCGCCUCUACGCUGUCCCCAGACGGCAGCUCUCUUCCAGACCCCAAGAAUUUUCCUCUUCACCUUCCAAUUUGUCGCACGCAUUGCAGGGAAUGGGGACUCUGUACAGAAGAGGCACCAGAGCAAUGAGCGACCUCGUUGUGGCUCAUGCACUUGACUCCCUCUCUCUACACGAGUUGAAGCUUUUCCUCAGACUCUUUUACAGGUCUAGCCUCGCUUCAAGAUCCGAUCUUCUCUUCAUUUUCCCAUCGAAAAUCGCUGACUUUGACAAUGCGAUUCUUCAAGAGAACGACUCGUUCUUGAAGCUCUUAGCGGAGUACAGUGAGAAAUCGGGUAACAGUUCUCACUCUCCGGAUGGUUUUGACCCGACCCAGUUCGUGAAACCGAGUAAGAAAGAGAAAGAAAGUGGAGAACCAAUCUGGGGCAGACGAAUUCGAGCCAAUCUCAGCGAGGACGGUGGAGCUGAGUCGACUCAUCCGAGUUACGGCUCGGUGGUGGGUUUUGAUGUGGAGGAGCUUGACCCGGAGAAUUCUUUAUCCGGGUUCUUGGAUCAUGUUCCGAUGAGUUUAAGAAGAUGGGCUUGUUACCCGAUGUUAUUGGGUCGGGUCAGAAGGAACUUUAAGCACGUAAUGUUAGUGGACUUAAAGGAAAUGUUGCUUCUGGGUGACCCACUCGGUCGGGUUAGGAGUCAGAGCCCCGAGUCAGUCCUCCUGACCCAAUCAACAACGUCCGGCAAGCAUGUGAAGAGAAACUCGGAUAAAAAUCAGCCAACCCGGCAAAAGACAGUCCACCCGGGUAUUAUAAUGGGCGGGUCAAGAGGGGUUCGGAGAUUAUCAAACGCAAUGCUGACGGAUAUCGUCCGAGCAUCCAUGCAGCACAAGAAGAGGAAUGCGGUUAGCGAGUCGGGUCUUUUCAACCAACUCGUUGGAAACGACUUCAUACUAAAGAAUGUGAACUUGAUAGUGUCGGGUGAGACAGUACCCGACUUGAAUUCAGCGGGCGGGUCAAACUCAAAAUUGGGUCGUCAUUUGUUCACCAAGAACCACACGGUGAUUAGGCGGGGCAAUAGUAAUUUGGAUGUGAAUUCUAUGGUAAUGAGGCAUAUAUGUUCAUUCCCUAUAGAUUCUACAGUUUAUAGUGAUUGCUAGAGGUGAAAGAACAACAAUGAUCCUGGAAAAGGGUAUUAAAGUAAUUUUUGUUGGUUUUAUAGGAUUUGUUCAUACCACAGUUGUAAUAAAAAAAAAAAAACCAAGUUUUGGUUAUAUAAGUUUCCAAAUUGUUCUCUUUUUGUUUUUCA
Sesamum indicum (sesame) is the source of this 1861-nucleotide messenger RNA. RefSeq lists its product as uncharacterized. The record is from RefSeq and is a predicted model, not a curated record. Lineage: Eukaryota; Viridiplantae; Streptophyta; Magnoliopsida; Lamiales; Pedaliaceae.